Molecule: messenger RNA, 8726 nt
Organism: Ornithodoros turicata
Lineage: Eukaryota; Metazoa; Arthropoda; Arachnida; Ixodida; Argasidae
Gene: rg
Product: neurobeachin-like
Exons: 54
Coding region: 107-8419 (2770 amino acids)
Biological process (GO): intracellular protein localization
Cellular component (GO): cytosol; membrane
Molecular function (GO): protein kinase binding
Source: RefSeq, a predicted model, not a curated record
AAACAUGGCUGAACGCCGGGGUGGCUCUGUGCAGUAAUUCGUGUUGAUGUGUUCUUUUUUAAGCGUCUUUUUCCCGUCCUGUGUGGGUCCGUCCUUGUGAAAAGCUAUGGAUGUGCCACAGGACACAACGAUGGCGGAGGCAAAGCGGCCCGAAGAUGUUAUUAAAAUGCCUUUGAACGACAAUCUGAAAUUCGCUGUGCUUAUUGGAUUUGUUGAAGUCGGAGAAGUCUCCAACAAGGAGGUUGUGAACACAGUUCUUCACCUGCUUGUCGGAGGCGAAUUCGACAUGGAGCUAAAUUUUGUGAUCCAGCAUCCUCAAAACAUCCUUCACAUGUUGGACCUCCUGGACCACUGUCCGGCCAGCCUCCAGGCAGAAGUUUGGAGUGUCUUCAUCGCGAUUCUCAAGAAGAGCAUGCGUAACCUCCAGGCAUGUAGCCAAGUGUCUCUCAUCGAACACGUCCUGGAGAGGUUCUCCCAAGUGGAACAGGUUGUGGCAGACUUGGUUAUUGAGAUGCUAGGAGUGCUGGCCAGUUACAGCAUCACCGUUCGGGAGCUCAAGCUCUUAGUCGGAUGCAUGAAAGCCUCGGGAAACAAAUGGCCCAAGCAUUCGGUGAAGCUCAUGUCCGUCCUGCGGCAGAUGCCCCAUAGGCAGGGCCCCGACUCCUUUUUUAGCUUCCCCGGCAAGAAAGGCGCGGCGGUGGCCCUGCCCCCAUUGGCCCGGUGGCCAUACCAGAAUGGUUGGACCUUCUACACCUGGUUCAGGCUGGACCCCAUCAAUAGUGUCAGCAUUGAGAGGGAGAAGCCGUAUCUCUACUGCUUCCGAACGGCCAAGGGAGUGGGUUACUCCGCACACUUUGUCGGCAACUGCCUUAUCUUCACUUCCAUGAAAGUGAAAGGCAAGGGAUACCAGCACUGCGUCAAGUAUGAGUUUCAGCCGAGGCGGUGGUACAUGGUCGCCAUUGUAUAUAUAUAUAACCGGUGGAGCAAAAGUGAAAUCAAGUGCUUCGUGAAUGGGCAGCUAGCAUCUUCCACGGAGAUGAGUUGGUUUGUGAGCACCAAUGACCCGUUUGACAAGUGCUACAUCGGGGCAGCACCGGAGCUGGAUGACGAACACGUGUUCUGUGGACAGAUGUCUGCUGUCUACUUGUUCUCAGAAGCUCUGACUGCACACCAAGUGUGUGCCAUACACCGUCUCGGCCCCGGCUACCAGAGCCAGUUUAGGUUUGAAGGGGAAAGCAUGUCACUUCCAGAAGGGCUCAAGAGGGUGCUCUACGACGGAAAGCUGUCAAGUGCAAUCGUCUUCAUGUACAACUCGGUGGCAACUGACAGCCAGCUGUGCCUGCAGGCGGCCCCCAAGGGAAAUGUCUCCUACUAUGUCCACACUCCACACGCCCUCAUGUUACAAGACGUGAAGGCUGUCACUACACAUUCCAUCCACAGCACGCUUAAUUCCAUCGGAGGGAUCCAGGUUUUAUUCCCACUGCUCUCCCAGCUGGACCUCCCGACCGGUCUGCUUCCUUUACCAGGAACGUCGAGGGAGAAACCCAGCAUAUGUUCCACCCUGAUUGGAUUCAUCUGCGAGAUGUGUGAAAGCAGCGCCACCGUACAGCAGCACAUGAUUCAGAACAAAGGCUUUCUAGUGAUCAGUUACCAGCUCCAGAGGGCUUCGAGGGAGCAUAUCACGGAAGAUGUGCUUCACUCCUUCCUGUCCCUCACCAAGCACCUGCUCACCGUGUGCAGCAGCAACGGGGAGCUGCUGCUCAAGCACUUGCUCGACCACAUUCUCUUCAAUCCUGUGCUUUGGAUCUAUACUCCCACCACUGUUCAGACCAAGCUGUACACUUACCUGGCCACAGAAUUCCUGGGAGACACGCAGAUCUACAACAAUGUGCGUCGGGUCAGCACCGUCCUGCAGACCAUGCACACGCUUAAGUAUUACUACUGGGUGGUCAACCCGCGCAACAAAAGUGGCAUCACGCCCAAGGGCAUUGAUGGACCCCGUCCAAAUCAGAGUGACAUCCUGUCCAUUCGAGCUUACAUGCUCAUAUUCCUCAAGCAGCUCAUCCUCAAAGGCAACGGAGUGAAGGAGGAUGAACUGCAAAGCAUCCUCAACUACCUCACCACCGUGCAUGAAGACGAGAAUUUGCAUGACGUGCUUCAGAUGUUGAUGACCUUAAUGGCUGAGCACCCGGCAUCUAUGGUUCCCGCUUUUGACUGUAAGAAUGGUGUCAGAACUAUCUUUAAGCUACUCGGUUCCAUGAACGAGAGUGUCCGACUACAGGCUCUCAAGCUCCUCGGCUAUUUCCUCAGCAGGAGCACGCACAAGAGGAAACACGAUGUGAUGACACCCCACAACUUGUACAUGCUGUUGGCAGAGCGCCUGCUCCUGCACUCUGACCACCUCACCAUGGCUACGUACAAUGCACUCUACGAGAUCCUCACGGAACACAUCUCCAAUCAGAUCCUCUAUGGAAAACACGCUGAGCCAGAGUCACACUAUCGAUUGGAAAAUCCGAUGAUUUUGAAGGUUGUUGCUACACUAAUCCGUCAGUCAAAAGGUUGCGAAGAGCUGCUAGAAGUGAAAAAACUCUUCCUGUCAGACAUGACUCUGUUGUGCAACAACAACAAAGAGAACCGCAGGACGGUGCUGCAGAUGUCCGUGUGGCAGGAAUGGCUGAUAGCCAUGGCGUACAUUCAUCCGCGCAGCUCAGAAGAGCAGCGCAUCUCUGACAUGGUGUAUUCCCUGUUCCGUAUGCUUCUGCAUCACGCCAUCAAGUACGAAUACGGUGGGUGGCGUGUUUGGGUUGACACUCUCGCCAUUGUGCAUUCCAAGGUGUCUUUAGAAGAGUACAAGUUGCACUUUGCUCAGAUGUACGAACACUAUGACCAGCGACGUGUGGACCACAUCACAGACCCUGCCGUUCGGCGCCAGCGCCCCAUCAGCACCAUAUCUGGUCUGGACCGCUGCGGGAGCGUCCACGAGACCAGAGCGACCACCGUCGAACAGCGACCCACCGAGGAGCAGCCACCAGACAUUGUCCAGGUGCGAGACCAGGAGGAUCAACGACGAAGCAGCACAGUCACGUUUCCGUCCAUUGUGCCGUCCACGCCCAGCCAACUUCCCGAUCCCGUGCCAUCGGAAGAGGUGGUCCCCAUCACGGAAGAAGUACCAAAAGAAGUGCCAGUGGUUAGUAGUUGUCCAGACGUUAUUCCAGUGCAAGAAGUAGGUAGACCGGAAGAGAAAAAGGACGCAUUAAGCGAGCCCAUCUCCGAGGCACCCGUGGGAGACGUGGGUGUCUCCCCCGACGUCGUCGCUUACGCCGAAGAGGCUGGGGAGAGCAACGGAGCUUCCUCGGAGGAGGACAGUCCGCCCUCCGCGGAGCAGAAGGACUGUGAUUCUAGUCAGAUCGUCGAGCAUGUCCCGGAACAAAGUGUGCAAUGCGUCGAGAGCCGAAGCAUCGCGGACGCCAUCGACGAAGGGUCUGAAUCCGAGCGGGAGAGGUUCGGUACCCCGGUGGGGGAGCAAGAAGCGCAGGAGCCACCUUCCCCGGCGAUCGGCGUUGCGGACCGGAGCCAGUCGUCGCAGGAGAGUGUCGAAAGGACCGCGGAAGGACUUGCGGAAGUACCGCAAGAGGAGCAAAUAAUCAGUGCCAAAUGGGAGGGUGGGGAGACAAACGUCUCAGAGGCAGAUGAAGAAGCGCAGGAAGCUUCUUCGCAGGUGCAAGAAGUCUCUGAAGAGCAACAAGUGCUGGAAGCACCUCCGUCCGAACAGGGUCCUAGUCUAGUAGAGAGGCUCGGCGAAGGCCUCGGUCUUCCCGUCAAACCCGUAGAAGAUGUCAUCCCAGAAGAAAAUGCCAGUGCCGAUGAAAACGAGACACCGGAAGAGGCGUCACUCAACACAGAGCAGAACAACCUCGUAAACUCGGAACAGGAGGAGCAUGUGGAUUCUGUGAUCAGCACGAUUGAGGCGCAGGUCGAGCAGCAGAGGCGACACAUGGCAGAAAUUGCAGAAGGAGCGAGCCAUCCAAAGCCACAGACGACGCAGCACGCGGAAACAGCCUCGAGGCAACUAUUCAAUGCGGGCCCGUCGAGGCCCCCUUUCCGCAUCCCCGAGUUCCGCUGGUCUCCCAUCCACCAGAGGUUACUCUCGGAUCUGCUAUUUUCUCUCGAGACCGACAUCCAGGUCUGGCGUAGCCACAACACAAAGACUGUGAUUGACUUCGUCAACAGUGGAGAAAAUGCCAUCUUCGUUAUAAACACUGUGCACCUCAUCUCUCAACUGGCAGAUAACAUCAUCAUAGCAUGUGGUGGGCUACUACCGCUACUGGCUUCGGCCACGUCUCCCAGCCAUGAACUAGACGUCAUUGAACCGACGCAAGGUAUGUCCAUCGAGGUGGCUGUGGCUUUCCUGCAGCGCCUCGUCUACAUGACGGAUGUACUGGUGUUUGCGUCGUCACUCAGCUUCUCAGACUUGGAGGCGGAGAAGAACAUGUCCAGCGGAGGCAUUUUGAGGCAGUGUCUAAGGCUCGUGUGCACAGCAGCGGUGCGUAACUGCCUCGAGUGUCGGGAGAGGAAUUGUUCCGUGGCUCUCGCAAGUAGCCAGGGUCCCAUCCACGCCCUCAUUGGGGGAGUACAGCCAUCGGCAAAGAAUAUCGUGGAAAACCUGGCAGGACAGAGUAGUCCCAUACGGGACCCAGAGAGACUGCUGCAAGACAUGGAUGUCAACAGAUUGCGAGCUGUCAUCUACAGAGACGUGGAUGAGACCAAACAGGCUCAGUUCCUGGCGUUGGCCGUGGUUUACUUCAUCUCCGUGCUGAUGGUGUCCAAGUACCGGGACAUUCUGGAGCCCCCAUUGUCCAAUGGCCGGCCGAGCUACAGUCCAGAUGUCACAGCAACUACUGCUCAGGUUGACCUGCAAGCGAACGAGAAAGAACGUCCGGCCGUCCUCUGGUCCGACAGCCACGAGAAUGACCGAGACGAAGUAAUCGUGGUCGAGGAGAUGGACUCCAGCAUCCUGGCCAACAUCCAUUCCUCUGCAGCCGUCAUUGCCACUGGCCAACUGCCGCAGGUUCCCGCUGCACCAUUCCCCCAGCACAGUGCAGGGGAACCAGAUAAUCUGACUGAAAGUCAUCUGUCCAACAUGCUGACAGAACCUACGCUGAAUGGGGUGACGGAAACGGGUGGUCCCCUGGGCCCCAAUGCGCGAGAGGCGAGCCUCACGCAGAAGCUGGAAGGGGCCCUGGGCAGCGUCUGUCCCCUGCUACGAGAAAUUAUGGUAGACUUUGCGCCAUUCCUCUCACGCACACUCGUUGGUUCACACGGACAGGACCUACUGGUCGAAGGCAAAGGACUGAGCACCUUCAAGAACAGCACUUCAGUAGUGGAACUGGUAAUGCUGCUUUGUUCCCAGGAGUGGCAGAAUUCCCUGCAGAAGCAUGCAGGCCUGGCCUUCAUUGAACUCAUCAAUGAAGGAAGGUUGCUGUCGCACGCCAUGAAGGACCACAUCGUCCGUGUGGCGAAUGAAGCGGACUUCAUCCUGAAUCGGAUGCGGGCCGAUGACGUGCUCAAGCACGCUGACUUUGAGUCGUUAUGCGCCCAGACAGCCGUGGAACGCAAGGAAGAGGAGAUGAUGUGCGACCACCUGAUCACGGCUGCUCGAAGGCGAGACUCCCUGGUGGCCAACCGUACCUUAGAACGGGUACUCAACAUCCUGACCAAUAAACACGGAGCCUGGGGAGCUCCGAACACGAUCGAGUUUCUUCGACUGGACGCCUGGGAAGACGACGCUCGACGCCGUAAGCGUCUGGUGCGCAACGCCAACGGGUCCUGUCACCCCGAGGGAACCCUGAAGGCAGCUAUCGAGCAUGGGGCCCCCGAGGAUGCCAUUUUGCAGGCACGUGAAGAAUUGCACAAACAACUGGCUAUGACCAGGAGACAGCAUCAGUUACAGAGCUCCGACCUCAUGGACGACAGCGACUUCUGGGAUGACAAAGACUUAGACUCCGAACUUACAGGGUCUGUAAGUCUGAGUACAAGAUGUCGCCUGAUCGCUCCCGGAAUCAGUGCCCCUGGCAUGCUGUCCAUCACCCAGUCGGAGAUGUUCUUCGAGGUCUAUGAGGACGACAUAGAGUACAAGAAGAACGACGCCGAGGCUCUCAAGUAUUGCGACCACGUGCAUGGCAAGUGGCACUUCUCCGAGAUUCGGGCCAUCUUCUCGAGGCGGUUCCUGCUGCAGAACAUCGCCCUCGAGAUAUUCCUCGCAUCCAGGACGUCCAUCAUGUUUGCCUUCGACAGCCAAAAAACGGUGAAGAAAGUGGUGAAGGCUCUGCCCUGCGUCGGUGUGGGCAUCAAGUAUGGCAUUCCACAGACCAGGCGAGCUUCCCUGUUGUCACCGAGGCAGAUCUUUCAGCAGUCCAACAUGACGCAGAAGUGGCAGAGGCGGGAAAUUACCAACUUCGAGUACCUCAUGUUUCUCAACACGAUAGCAGGUCGGACCUACAACGAUCUCAACCAGUACCCGGUGUUCCCCUGGGUACUCACCAAUUACGAGUCCCAAGAGUUGGACCUCAGCCUUCCCAGCAACUACAGGGAUCUUUCAAAGCCCGUCGGAGCCCUGAAUCCCAGUCGGAGAGCUUUCUUCGAGGAGCGCUACGAGACAUGGGAGCAUGACGUCAUCCCACCUUUUCAUUACGGCACUCACUACUCGACGGCAGCCUUUACUCUCAACUGGCUCGUGCGAGUGGAGCCUUUCACGACUCUGUUUCUGGCCCUGCAAGGAGGCAAGUUCGACCACGCCAACCGGAUGUUCUCUUCGGUGGGGCAAGCCUGGAAGAAUUGUCAGAGGGAUACGUCCGAUGUGAAGGAGCUGAUCCCAGAGUUCUUCUACCUGCCGGAGAUGUUCAUGAACAAGAACCGUUAUCAGCUUGGCCGCCAGGAGGACGGAACUCCCGUCGGCGACGUUGUCCUUCCGCCUUGGGCCUCCACGCCCGAAGAGUUUGUCCGAAUCAACAGAAUGGCCCUGGAGUCGGAGUUCGUGUCGUGCCAAUUGCACCAGUGGAUCGACCUCAUCUUCGGCUACAAGCAGCGAGGUAGCGGGAAAAAAGCGAGCCCCGAAGCUGUGCGCAGUACGAACGUCUUCUACUACCUCACCUACGAAGGCAGUGUGGAUCUGGAGAACAUGAAGGAUAGCGUCAUGAAAGAGGCCAUCGAGAAUCAGAUCAAGAACUUUGGCCAGACGCCCUCCCAAUUGCUCAUGGAACCGCAUCCUCCUCGCAGCUCUGCUAUGCACAUUAGUCCAAUGAUGUUUUCUCCGGUAACGGAAGAGCUUUGCAUGAUUAUAAAGUUCCUGUCCAAUUCACCCAUCUGCCACAUCUCGGCCAAUACGUACCCGCAGCUUCCGCUACCUUCAGUCAUCACCGUCACCUGCAACCAGAACUUCGCCGUUAACAGAUGGAACUCGAGCUACUCGGCACCUCUCCAUUCCCCCACAUACUCCGAGACGAACCAGACUCAGUCGGGCCAACUUCCCCUGGCCAUGGACCCACUGCUCAUGAUGAACGUGGCACCGCACAAACGUCACCUUGGUGACACCUUCAGCCAGCACGUGCGCAUGCGCAGUUGCUGCUUCGUCACCACGGUCGACAGCCGUUUCCUGGUCGCCUGUGGCUUCUGGGACAAGAGCUUUCGUGUCUUCUCGACAGAGUCAGCCAAGAUCGUGCAGAUCGUCUACGGCCAUUUCGGCGUUGUCACCUGCCUGGCACGCUCCGAAUGCAACAUCACCUCCGACUGCUACAUUGCUUCAGGCUCUGUGGACUGCACCGUGCUUCUGUGGCAUUGGAAUGCACGGACCCAGGCCAUUGCCGGGGAUAAUGCUAACCCAGACACCCCGACGCCUCGAGCAACGCUUACGGGACACGAGAACCAAGUCAACUGCAUUGUGGUGUCUGCAGAAUUAGGCCUCGUUGUAAGCGGCUCCAAGGGGGGACCCGUGCUGGUGCACACAACGAGCGGCGACCUACUGCGUUCCCUAGAGGCUCCCGGCGAUCUGGGACCUCCAGAGAUGUGCGCCCUCUCGCGAGAGGGCCUCAUCGUCGUGUCCUACGGGGUGGGCAACCUGUGCAAUUUCACCAUGAAUGGACGUCGUCUGCAUCAUCUCUCUCAUCAUGAUAACAUUCAGUGCAUGACGUUGAGUCGGGACGGCGAGUACAUGGUGAGCGGAUCCGAGAGCGGGAUCGUCGAAGUUUGGAGGACCUUCAACCUGGGUCUCUUGUACGCCUUCCCAGCCUGUGAGGGCGGAGUACGCUCCCUAGCGCUCUCGCAUGACCAAAAAUUCCUGCUGGCAGGGCUGACGAACGGCUCUAUAUCCGUUUUCUAUGUGGACUUCAACCGAUGGCAUCAUGAGUUCCAGCAACGCUACUGACACCAUUCCAUCCAUCCUGUGAUACACAGCGAUCUAUACAUACAUACAUACAUAGUAGUUGCUAUUACACUAGAGUUGUUCUCUUUCAAGUAAUCCAUCCCGAGGUCACUCCUGCCAUUUUCUUGUGCCCAUUCGAUGGGCUGCUCAAGGUUCCAUUCCAUUGGUUAUCUCUUCGGUGACGGGCGUAUUACUUUGUAACCCUGCUGCUGUUCUAGUCAGAGCCAUUGUUACUGUUGUUGUGUCCAGUUGUACGGUAGCUUUUCCUUGGAGCCGUCGUCAACAAAAUAAAACGCAUUGCUCUCCGUCA